UGGUCGCGUUUCCCGCACGCAAGCGCAGUGGCGAACGCGUGGUGGCUCCGCGCUGGAAACCGUGAGUGGAGUUCGCCGCAGCUGACUGGACCUUCUUUCCGGGUAACGGGUCUCAAAAGCGACUCGAAAGAUGCUGGCCUCCAAGAACAUGCCAUGGAGGCGGCUUCAGGGCAUUUCCUUCGGGAUGUAUUCGGCCGAGGAGCUCAAGAAGCUAAGUGUUAAGUCCAUCACGAACCCUCGCUAUUUGGACAGCCUGGGGAACCCUUCAGCAAAUGGCCUGUAUGAUUUGGCUUUGGGUCCUCCUGAUUCCAAAGAAGUGUGCUCCACCUGCGUGCAGGACUUCAACAACUGCUCCGGACACCUGGGCCACAUUGAUCUCCCGCUCACCGUGUACAACCCUCUCCUCUUCGAUAAGCUCUACCUGCUGCUCCGAGGCUCCUGUUUAAAUUGCCACAUGCUGACUUGUUCUCGGGCUGCGGUUCACCUGCUGGUCUGCCAGCUCAGGGUCCUGGAAGUGGGAGCCAUACAAGCAGUCUACGAGCUGGAGCGAAUUCUAAGCCGGUUUCUGGAAGAAACUUCAGAUCCUUCUGCCUUCGAGAUUCAAGAAGAGUUAGAAGAGUACACAAGCAAAAUCCUUCAGAACAACUUAUUGGGGUCACAGGGUACACAGGUGAAAAACGUGUGUGAGAGGAGGAGCAAGCUCAUAGCUUACUUCUGGAAGACACAUAUGACUGCUAGGCGAUGCCCCCACUGCAAAACCGGACGCUCAGUGGUUCGGAAGGAGCAUAACAGUAAGCUAACAGUCAUGUAUCCAGCCAUGGUGCACAAAACGUCUGACCAGAAGGAUGCAGAGCCCGCAGAAGGAACACCAGCAGCUCCAGACAUUGAAGAGGCUCAGAUGGGGAAACGGGGGUACCUGACGCCACACAGCGCCCGAGAACAUCUCUUCGCCAUCUGGAAGAAUGAAGGAUUCUUCCUGAAUUACCUUUUUUCGGGAUUGGAUGAUAUUGGCAUGGAGUCCAGUUUCAACCCCAGUAUGUUCUUUCUAGAUUUCAUAGUGGUGCCGCCCUCCAGGUAUCGUCCAGUCAAUCGCCUGGGUGACCAGAUGUUUACUAAUGGCCAGACGGUGAACUUGCAAGCUGUCAUGAAGGAUGCAGUUUUGAUCCGGAAACUUCUGGCAUUGAUGGCCCAAGAGCAGAAGCUGCCCUAUGAGAUGACAGAACUCGCCAUAGACAAGGAAAAUGACUCUGCAGUUGCGAUGGACCGAUCCUUUUUAAGUAUGCUUACAGGCCAGACUCUCACAGACAAACUCUACAACAUUUGGAUUCACCUUCAGAGCCACGUCAAUAUUGUGUUUGACAGUGAGAUGGACAAAUUAAUAUUCGAAAAGUACCCUGGCAUCAGACAGAUCCUAGAGAAGAAGGAAGGCCUGUUCCGGAAGCACAUGAUGGGAAAGCGAGUCGACUAUGCGGCCCGCUCAGUCAUCUGCCCAGAUAUGUACAUCAACACCAAUGAAAUUGGAAUUCCCAUGGUAUUUGCCACAAAACUGACCUACCCUCAGCCAGUUACGCCCUGGAACGUGCAGGAACUGAGACAAGCAGUCAUCAAUGGACCCAACGUGCACCCAGGAGCCUCCAUGGUCAUCAAUGAGGACGGCAGUCGCACCGCUCUGAGUGCGGUGGAUGCCACACAGCGAGAAGCUGUGGCCAAGCAGCUCCUGACACCAGCCACAGGAGCGCCUAAGCCCCAGGGGACAAAAAUUGUAUGCCGGCACGUGAAGAACGGGGAUAUCCUCCUGCUGAACCGACAGCCCACCUUGCACAGACCCUCCAUCCAGGCCCACCGUGCCCACAUCCUGCCUGAGGAAAAGGUCCUGCGCCUUCACUAUGCCAAUUGCAAGGCCUACAAUGCUGACUUUGACGGGGACGAGAUGAACGCCCACUUCCCGCAGAGUGAGCUGGGCCGAGCUGAAGCCUACGUCCUGGCCUGCACUGAUCAGCAGUAUCUCGUCCCCAAGGAUGGCCAGCCAUUGGCAGGGUUGAUUCAAGAUCACAUGGUUUCAGGUGCAAACAUGACCGUGCGGGGAUGCUUUUUCAGCCGGGAGCAGUACAUGGAGCUGGUGUACCGAGGGCUCACAGACAAAGUGGGGCGCGUGAAGCUCUUUCCGCCUGCCAUCCUGAAGCCCUUCCCUCUGUGGACGGGAAAGCAGGUGGUGUCGACCCUGCUCAUAAACAUAAUCCCAGAGGACUACGCCCCCCUGAACUUAUCUGGAAAGGCAAAGAUUGGCAGUAAAGCCUGGGUGAAGGAAAAGCCACGGCCUGUUCCUGACUUUGACCCCGUUUCCAUGUGUGAGUCCCAGGUGAUCAUCAGGGAGGGGGAGCUGCUCUGCGGAGUGCUGGACAAGGCACACUACGGGAGCUCUGCCUACGGCCUGGUGCACUGCUGCUAUGAGAUCUACGGGGGUGAGACCAGCGGCAAGGUUCUUACUUGCCUCGCCCGCCUCUUCACUGCCUACCUGCAGCUCUACAGAGGCUUCACCUUGGGUGUGGAAGACAUUUUGGUUAAGCCGGAUGCAGAUGUGAAGAGGCAGUGCAUCAUUGAAGAGUCCACCCAGUGUGGGCCCCGGGCUCUCAGGGCUGCAUUGAACCUGCCAGAAGCUGUGUCAUGUGAUGAGAUCCAAGGGAAAUGGCAAGAUGCCCAUCUGGGCAAAGACCAAAGAGAUUUUAACAUGAUUGAUAUGAAAUUCAAGGAGGAAGUGAACCAUUACAGCAAUGAGAUUAACAAGGCAUGUAUGCCUUUUGGCUUGCACAGGCAAUUCCCUGAGAACAACCUGCAGAUGAUGGUGCAGUCGGGAGCCAAAGGCUCAACUGUGAACACGAUGCAGAUCUCUUGCCUACUGGGCCAGAUUGAAUUGGAAGGUCGGAGACCCCCGCUGAUGGCAUCUGGCAAGUCACUGCCCUGCUUUGAGCCUUAUGAGGUCACCCCCAGGGCUGGUGGCUUUGUCACUGGAAGAUUCCUUACCGGCAUCAGGCCUCCUGAAUUCUUCUUCCACUGCAUGGCGGGGCGAGAAGGCCUGGUGGACACUGCCGUCAAAACUAGCCGUUCUGGUUAUCUCCAAAGGUGCAUCAUCAAGCACCUGGAGGGGCUGGUCAUCCAGUACGACCUGACGGUGCGGGACAGUGAUGGCAGUGUGGUACAGUUCCUGUAUGGGGAGGAUGGCCUGGAUAUUCCCAAGACUCAGUUCCUGCAGCCCAAGCAGUUUCCCUUCCUGGCCAGCAACUAUGAGGUGAUAAUGAAAUCCAAGCAUCUUCAUGAAGUUUUAUCCAGAGCAGAUCCCCAGAAAGUGCUCCGCCACUUCAAAGCCAUUAAAAAAUGGCAUAGAAAGCAUCCCAGUGCCCUGCUGAGAAAAGGCGCCUUCCUGAGUUUUUCCCAGAAGAUCCAGGCAGCUGUGAAAGCUUUGAACCUAAAGGGCACGAACCAGAAUGGCCGCAGCCCAGAGACCCAGCAGAUGUUACAGAUGUGGCAUGAAUUAGAUGAGCAGAGCCGUUGGAAAUACCAGAAGAGGGCCGCCCCUUGUCCCGACCCCAGCCUUUCUGUGUGGCGCCCAGACAUCUACUUUGCAUCUGUGUCUGAAACAUUUGAAAAGGAGAUUGACGACUACAGUCAGGAGUGGGCAGCUCAAGCAGAGAGGAGUUACAAGGCGGCGGAGCUUUCCCUCGACAGGCUGAGAAGCUUGCUGCAGGUGAAAUGGCAGCGCUCACUGUGCGACCCCGGCGAGGCUGUUGGCCUUCUGGCUGCUCAGAGCAUCGGGGAGCCCUCCACACAGAUGACACUGAACACCUUCCACUUCGCAGGCAGAGGCGAGAUGAACGUCACCCUGGGCAUUCCAAGGCUGAGGGAGAUUCUCAUGAUGGCCAGUGCCAACAUCAAGACCCCUAUGAUGAGCGUGCCUGUGUUCAACACCAAGAAAGCACUGAAGAGAGUGAAGAGUCUGAAGAAGCAGCUCACCAGGGUGUGCCUGGGGGAGGUAUUGCAAAAAGUUGAUGUCCAGGAGUCCUUCUGUAUGGGAGGAAAACAGAAUAAAUUCCGCGUGUAUGAGCUCCGGUUUCAGUUCCUGCCACAUGCGUAUUACCAGCAGGAGAAGUGCCUGAGACCUGACGACAUCCUGCACUUCAUGGAAACCAGAUUCUUUAAACUACUAAUAGAAGCCAUCAAAAAGAAGAAUAGCAAAGCAUCAGCCUUCAGAAAUGUGAAUACUAGAAGAAGUACACAGAAGGAUCUCGACGAUGCUGAGGACUCAUCGAGGAAACAGAGAGAGGAGGAAGGGGGUGAGGAAGAGGAGGGGAACAUUGUGGAUGCUGAAGCUGAGGAGGGGGAUGCAGAUGCUUCUGACACCAAACGCAAGGAAAAGCAAGAGGAAGAGGUUGACUAUGAGAGUGCAGAAGAAGGGGAGGAGGAAGAGGAGGAGGAGGACGUACAAGAGGAAGGGAACGUCAACGGUGAGGAUGCCCAUCAGGCCCGUGAGCCAGAAGAGGAAGAAAGGGUAGGCCUUGAGGAGGAAUCGACCCAGAACCUUGCCCACCGCCACUCCAGACCUCAGAGAGCUGAAGCCAUAGACCACCGGAUCCAGGCUGUACGAGCGGCCCACUCAUUCAUUGAAGAUUACCAGUAUGACACAGAGGAGAGCCUAUGGUGCCAGGUGACUCUGAAGCUGCCACUGUUGAUUAAUUUUGACAUGAGCUCCUUGGUUGUGGCCUUGGCCCACAAUGCUGUUGUCUACACAACCAAGGGCAUCACUCGGUGCCUCCUGAACGAAACGACCAACAGCAACAAUGAGAAGGAGCUUAUGCUGAACACAGAGGGAAUCAACCUCCCCGAGCUGUUCAAGUACUCUGAGGUGCUGGACCUGCGCCGUCUCUACUCCAACGACAUCCACGCCAUGGCCAACACUUACGGCAUCGAGGCUGCACUGCGAGUGAUAGAGAAGGAGAUUAAGAAUGUGUUUGCUGUGUACGGCAUUGCAGUUGAUCCUCGCCAUCUCUCCCUGGUUGCUGACUAUAUGUGUUUUGAGGGUGUUUAUAAGCCGCUCAAUCGCUUUGGGAUCCAGUCAAGCUCCUCCCCUUUGCAGCAGAUGACAUUUGAAACCAGUUUCCAGUUUCUCAAACAGGCCACCAUGAUGGGAUCCCAUGAUGAACUGAAGUCACCUUCAGCCUGUCUUGUAGUGGGAAAAGUCGUCAAAGGCGGGACAGGCCUGUUUGAGCUCAAGCAGCCCCUAAGAUAGCAGCAUUGUCUGCCCAGCCUGGAGGAUCUGGGGGUGGGCACAGCUGGCAGUUCAGUGACAUAGCAAAGCGAUGACCUUGGGCUCCAGAAAGCAGCUGGCCGGGGUUGGCCUUCAUGCAGAAAAGGCUCGUCCUUGCCUUUCCCAUCUCAGGAUCAGUAACAAGGCUUCCCAA
Molecule: messenger RNA, 5453 nt
Organism: Acomys russatus (golden spiny mouse)
Lineage: Eukaryota; Metazoa; Chordata; Mammalia; Rodentia; Muridae
Gene: Polr1a
Product: RNA polymerase I subunit A
Exons: 34
Coding region: 131-5281 (1716 amino acids)
Biological process (GO): DNA-templated transcription
Cellular component (GO): RNA polymerase I complex
Molecular function (GO): DNA-directed RNA polymerase activity; DNA binding
Source: RefSeq, a predicted model, not a curated record